Pistacia vera is the source of this 585-nucleotide messenger RNA. RefSeq names its product BON1-associated protein 2-like. Gene Ontology annotation, biological process: defense response. NCBI's taxonomy places the organism in Eukaryota, Viridiplantae, Streptophyta, Magnoliopsida, Sapindales, Anacardiaceae. The transcript has a single exon. Bases 1 to 585 code for a protein of 194 amino acids. The record is from RefSeq and is a predicted model, not a curated record.
AUGAACAACUCUUCUUCGCGCACGUUAGAGAUCAAAGUCUUGUCAGCGGAAGACCUACGAAUCGGUGGCAGAUCUGUAAAAAAGAAUGCUUUUGCGAUUGUCAAGGUCGAUCCUUGGAACUAUCGGGGGACAAAAGUCGAUCCUCUUGGAGGAAGUUAUCCUAAAUGGGACGAAAUUCUUGAGAUCAUUUUGCCUGUGGGUGCCACUUCUCUAACCCUGGAAGUACAAUGCAAGACUUCUUCAGGUGAUAGGCUAAUAGGGACCGGAAAUUUACCACUUUCCGAUAUUAUUGAAGACUAUACUCCAGAGCAUUAUUUGCGAUUCUUGAGUUAUAUUCUAAAAGAUACAAAAGGGAAGAGGAAUGGAAUUAUUAAUCUUUCCGUGAGAGUUAAAAUGCCAAAACAGGUGCGUUCUUCGCUAGGAAAACCCAAGGUGCCUGAUUAUGCAGCGUGUUCAUCCAAUGCGGUGUUGAAGGUGGCAGGAUACAAGAGUUCUCCGGGGCAAAUGAUUGAAAUCCCUAUCGGUGAGAGGAAAUUUGAGGGAGCUGUGAUUGGGGUUCCAGUUUGGCCACCAAAUCAUGACUAA